AGCCGCGAUGGGAGUUAACACAUCCGAGUUUCUAGAGUUCCUGUUAACAGCGACGUUGCACUAAACAAAGACCUUGUUUUGGGUGUUUUUUUUCCCUCUGAGGGGGCUUGUCUGCAUUUUUGUCCGAGGCGUUUCUCUCACAGGAUGUUGAUGAUACUGGAAAGCCGGGUAAGAUCAUAAAGUCAGUUCUCUGAUGAGAACGACUGCCUCCUCCUCACCACCACCACCACCACCACACAAAGGGAACCACGGAACAAGUACUUUGUUUUUUCACACGCCAUAAUUUUUUAUUUUUUGAAUGUCAUAGAGAAACAGAGGGGGCUCUUUGAAAGACAAAAUGGAUCACUUUGCAGCAGAGUGCCUUGUUUCAAUGUCCAGCCGUGCAAUUGUUCACGCACCUAAAGGGAAUAAGGAGAUAAAACCAGAAAUCCCAUCUUCCUCCAAGAACGGAGAGGAAAUGAAAGAGCCUUUGGUUAAAGAUAACUCUUCUCUUUAUGUGGUGGCACGGAUCCUGGCGGAUUUUAACCAGCAGACUCCCAACAAUGUUGCCGAGCAGGCAAAAAUAAAGGAUGAGAGCAUGCCGAACCUCAUAGAUGAUGGAAACUCUGCCACACCUACCACCAUCUCCGAUCCUUCUCUCAGACAAAGAGGCAAAAGAUCGAGAGGUCGGACUGAGCAAGAAUCACCUCAGAAAAAGCACAAAUGCCACUAUUCAGGUUGUGAAAAAGUUUAUGGCAAAUCAUCCCACCUCAAAGCCCAUCUAAGGACACACACAGGAGAAAGGCCUUUCCCAUGCACCUGGCCUGACUGCAGUAAGAAGUUUGCGCGCUCUGAUGAGCUGGCCCGCCACUACCGCACUCACACAGGGGAAAAGAAGUUCGGCUGCCCGCUUUGCGACAAGCGCUUCAUGCGCAGCGACCACCUGAUGAAGCACGCUCGUCGCCACUCAGAUUUCCAGCCCGGCAUGCUGAAGAGGCCCCACGGUGGCAGCAGCGGUAGCACCACACGUCCCAGCUCCCUCAGCGACUACAGUCGCUCGGAUGCCUCCAGCCCCACCCUCAGCCCCGCCCUCAGCCCUGCCAACUCGCCUUAAACUGAAACCCAGUCGCACUUUCCGCCUCCAACCUGCGAGGCCUGUUUUUUGUCAUAACACCCCUUGUGUUGCACAGUUGUCAGCAACCCCCCCCCUUGCUAUUCCUGCGCUUGCUGUGGUGUACCAUACUGUACAUAACUGCUUAUUGUAGUGCAAUUACUUGUGUGAUCCUAAAAGAAGGUAAUGCCUUUCCCAGAUGGCAAUAUUGACAUUCUGUACCAUAUGUCUGUAUUUUUUUAGCUUCUGAUCAUUGCUAGUUGUCCAAUGUAUGUUCACAGUCAGCUAAACAAGGUUAAGAAGAAGAAAAAAACAGACACCCUGACAAGUCUUAUCAAAAUUUUCUUUCAAAGUUUUUUUUUUCCUGUUUUUUUUUCUUUGUUUUUUUUAACGGGCGAGGAGAAGGGGUACACACACACACACACACACCUCAGGAUUGAAGACAGUUGCUAUUUCUGUAAUACCACAGUACUUAACAGUACUUACAUUGACUGCACAAUAUACUCAUCACUUUACUCUGAAAUUCAACAAGGGUUGAAUUUUACGCCCUGCUCAGGGAUGGCCUUGUUAGCUUGAAAGAAUGAACACGAGAAGUGAACAAGAGAAACAUACAGUACAUAUAUAUCAGCCUUACACUCAACACAAUUUGCACUCUUUGUUUUUGUUGGUUUUCACGUUUUUCGAGGAAACUAGCCCGACGGUUAUACGGUCAAUCGUACUCAAAAACUCAUGUUCUGUUCUCCUGUGUGUACUCGGGGUUCAUAUGUAAUGUAAUUGCUGUGUGUUAAGAAAACGAUCCCCAAACCCCCACCUCAGUAAACAAAAUACAUGUGUUCCUCCAUUGCAACAGUAAUACUUAGUUGCAGUUACACUGGGUUAAAUAUGUAUUUCAUUAAACAGUAGUGUGCAGUAUAUACUGUGUAAAUCUGCACUGCUUGAGGAUUGGGAUUAUAUUGGGUUAAUAGUUUUUAUAAAUAAACUCAGUUGAAGAAACAUAAAAAGAGACAGUUAAGUUUCAAAGCAGCUGUUCAUGCUUUAAAAAAAAGCUCUCCAUCAUCAGCCAGUAUUUCACACAAAAUGGACACAAAGGGACUUUAGUUGAAACAAUGUUUAUCCCUCUCUCAAGCACAUAGGAAAAAGUACCAAAGACAAGAGUGAAUGAAAGCUUUCUAUUCAGUCUUGUAAGCUGCCCUUCAUUGAGGCCUGAGGCUGGUGGUUGGCAGUAUAGCAGGUAGAGCCAGACAGCCUGCACGUUUCCCUCCUCCUGGCUCUGCCUUUUGUGGCCUCCCUGGAGGAAACAGCUGCAUCCCACAAGAAGCUAUUCACAGCCCGCAGGAGGAGUGGUAACAUGCCAUUCCCGGGGAGUCCUCCCUUACCCAUCUGGUUCUACCUGUGCUGUCAGAGAGAGUGAGUCCUGUGGUGAAGCUCAGAGCCUGCCAAAAUAGCAGAAUGUUGCCUAACUUAAGGGGUCAAAUGUAGGCCAAAGCAGAGCAAAGCAGGGCUGUGCUGCAACAUGGUGGCACACAGGGCGAACAAAGCAGCUAUCUGCAAUAGACAGGCAAGAGAGGUUAGGGCCUGAUAAAAGAGGAGAGGUUUAUCAUGAGCUGAGCAGCACAGAGGAGGAGACACCCAGUUGCAGACACCCCCAUCUCCUCCUUGUUUCCUCACUCCCUUCCUCCCUCCAACUGUUGAAACUGUGAGCUGUAAUUAGCGGGUUGAUCCAACCUGUUGGGUAAUAGUAGAAAGAGAAUUGUAUGAACAACAGUACUACCUAGACAACGCUAGCAGUGUGGGUGGGAUGUACCUAACUCCAUCCUAAGCACAGGGAGAAAUCCUCUACUACUGCUGGAGAGUCAAAUUUCACAAAGCCAAGGAAAACAUUGCUCCAAAUUCACACCGAUAAACCCAAGCUCUCAAACAGCUGCUUUCAAACUUCUCUCUCACAAAACAAAAGGGGCUUUUUAAACUGUUGUAAAAACAUUUGAACCAAAAUGAACAUAUCAGCAAAGUGCAGUGCUCACCAGCCUCACGUCGUCCUGCCUGUGAAGCUCAGAUGUCCCGUGAGAAAGCUGACUUGUGUUUCUAGACAGACAUGCCUCAAUAAGUCAGGCAAAAGGCACAGUAAACCUUCCAUGGAAACAGGCACCACUAUCAAAACUGCUGCAGCUCCGCCAGUCUGUGUUAUGCCUACAUUUUCUUUUAAUGCUUCAGCACUGUGGUCGGAAAUCGUUUCAUCCAUGUAGUUUGGUCCUGUCAGACCCAUCCAGACUGUUGUCAUCAUCAGUUGCAUGUGCUAGCGCUUCAACCUGGCCCGUUCUCACCCUGCAGUCCUGUGCUCCACACUAUAUGCAUGUUAACAACUUCGCCCGGAAAAGCGUAGAGGGUUUUUGAGGCGGUCUGGCAGGUGUAAGUUCAUGAAUGGCAGGCCUUGUCCCCAGUUCUCCACAGCAGCCAUCUCUCUUUAAAGUUGUGAAGAAUCAGCUCUGUCAAAUCCUCCAGAAAGAAAACAUCCCUUAUUUAGAUCCAAAUGCAGUAAUCUACCCCAAAACACCACCCGCAACCCCCUUUAUGAUGAACUCUGUUAAAAUAGUUUCCAGGCUGCAAGAUGACACUUUGAAUGCCACUGAUCAGCAGCUCUCAGUGAGAGAAGCACUGAGAUACAUUCACCAUUUCAUAAACCAAUUCUUCAAAUUGCUGUUGAGCAGCUUUUUGUGGGAUCUGUCAAGGAUUUUUUUAUUGUCAAUUUGUUGACAUGUAGUGUAACUUUCUCUUGCAAAAAAGAAAAGAAAAAGAGAAUUCAGAGUAACUCACCCUCAAGCAGGUUUCAUGAAUCACUUCUCCAUAUUCUGCACAUUUACCUCAGGGUCAACAUCCGCAAAGCAGCAGAUAUGGGACAGUUUGUGGAUUUUGUAGUAACAUCAGUUGCUACACAGAGAUUUCUGCCAGCCUCACCACGGUGUUCCUGGGUGCUUAGUGCUCACUGCUGGUCAGUGUCUAACCACACUGGAAACACAGGAAUGCCUCCAUGUGGGCCUGGCUCCUGCCUAUUAUGUCUUCAUUGCAUCCUACGGUCCCACUAUACGCCUUAGUAAGCACUGGACACUCUGGCGCUAUUUUCAGUGAAAUGCCCCUUUAAAAAGCUUUUAGUGUCAGUGGACUUACAGUAGGCAACACAACGCUCAUACCAUCUAAUAAUGAAAUAACUGUGACAGUGUAAACAUCCCAGUCUAUCCAUCCAUCCAGCACUGCACCGGUGACAUAUAGGCCUCCACAGGUGUCUCAUAACUUUUACUCUCACUGUACCAAAUCUACUUGAAUAAUUCAACACAAAAGGCCAUUGAACACAGUUGUACAUGUCCAUUUUUACUGUACUUGCUUUUGUUGUCAAAUAAUUAUGAACGUCUCUGGAGAAAGGUAUAUAGUCUUUUGUUUGGUUUAUUUUAUUGUUUUGUUUUGUUUUGUUUUUUAUUCUAGAUUUUCCAUUGUCUUCAGGUCAUUUAAGCAAUUCUUUUGAAUUUAUCGCAGCAUUAUUUUUGUCUGUCUGUCUGGCUGUUUAUAGGCACCAUGUUGUUUUAUUUUAAGUAUCAUAAUUUUGCCCCAUUUGGGGUUUACCCCUUUAAUCAGAAACACUUAAUACUCUGUUGAUGUCAGGAUGCAGGUUAUUCCAGUAAGCCUGUUAUCCAAAACUCCUCCAAGUUAGAAAAUGAAAGGAUAGCUUGAUGAGUGUUUGCAGCGACGAUGAGAAAAAGAAACAUCCUGACCUCUAUGUACGUCAGUUUCAGAUGGAGUGACUAAUUUUCUUUGUAAUUUAGAUUCUUUUGAAAGUUUUCCAUAAGAAUAGAGACCACAGCAUUGUGAGUUAGCAAUGUAGUGAUACUUUUUAUUAUUUUUUGACUCAUAUGAAAUGUUUAAACUUGUAUAUUUUUCAAAAAUCAUACCUCUUAAAAUAUUUAACUUUUGUUGUACCUUAAUAUCUUUUUCAAAACAUCCAUCAUGUAGCUUCUGUUUGCUUGAUGAGUAGCACAAAUAAUUGGUGGUUUAUUUGUCCCUACUUGAAUGAAUGAUUGAAUGAAGAAGGAAAGAUGGAGGAAAGUAAAGAAAGAAAAAAGAAAGAAAGACUUUUUCUGUAAAGAAAACACUGGGCUACAUUUUAUAAAAAUCAUCACAUAUUGUCAGGGUCCUGCACAUCCUUGUAGAUUCAAAAAGUAAUCUCCAGGAAACAAUAACAACAGAUUUUUAAAUUAUUUUAUGUAUGUACAAAAAUCGUACAAGCAUCUCUUCCUUACUGAGCUCCACGUAUUUGUCUUGGUUGAAACGUUUUCCAAGCGUGUGAUGAUGUCAGCUGUAAAUUACUAUGAAACUCCAUUUCAGCAUUUUUAAAUCCAACUUUACCAUUGUAAUCCCAGUGAGAUUACACAUAACAUCUGUCAAAGCAAGAUAGAUGAAAAAAUGUUCAAAACGGAAAUACAAGGUUUUACAUUGUACCAGUAAAUAUUUUUUUCUGCUAAUUGUAAAAAUAUAUUAAAUUGAUUUUUGCCUAGUAUGUAAAAGAACUAACAUUAAUCAUAUUUUAAAAAAAUAAAAUAAAAAAAAGUCCAUAUGAAUUACAUAUGAACUAUCACUGAUCAGACGUUUCAACUGAAAUAUCCAUAAUGACUUAUCUCACGUACAAGCAUGAUUGAUGCAAUAGUGUGCCAAAACUAUAAUGGUAACUUCAUGAAGAUGAUACAGAUGUUGAGGGUAAAUGAACCUAGCUUCUAUCAGACAUUUACUAAACUUGUACAGUUUUUAUAAAGUGUGACAUGUUUUUAUGUUGUGUACAGGAUUUAAUGAAGCAACUCUGCAUAUUUAAUAUGCAAGGGUUCUAAGUUAAAUAUUUCUUUUCUGCUUUAUGUAAACAUUUUGAUUGUGUAGCUUUGUUUUCAUUUUGUUGUUAUUAUUUAAUUUUUUUUCCUUUUUUUGCUGUACAUUACACAUGCAAUGUAUAAUGGCUUAUUACAGGUAUUUCUUUUGACAUAAACAAUCUUAAUGACAACGAACGCCCAACCAUUCCAAAGGAUUGAAAAUUGCAUUUUGCUAUAAAUGUGCUGCUUACAUGGACCCAAUGCAUUUUUGUAGGUUAUGAAUAGAAGUCUGUCUUGACUGUGAGGUUUUACACGUUGUGAGUAGUGCACAAGGUACGUUUCUCAUUGUCAACAUUUCCCAGGUUUAAUCUCUCCUUUCUUCUCUGCUGGCUCUUUGCGUAGAUAGGCUAAGCCAAUUCAAAUCAACAACGUACAUGCAAUAUAAAAAAAAAAUUAAGGACAUACAGAGCAUUUCUUCUCUCUGGCAUUGGCCUUUUUAAGGUGGGAAAGUUAAAUGUUUGAGAGGCAGCCAUGAUAGGAUAGAGUGGUGGUUGAGCAGUGAGAAGGAGCUUUGAGUUCUCGCAGCUUAUCAUAGGCUCCAAUUUCAAGUUGUUACCAAAGGCUUUGAAGGGAAAGAUGAAUGUUGCAGUAAUUUUGAACCCAACCCAGUUACUGCUGGGUUCAAUUUUACAUGCUGUGAGUGUUGUUCAAUGGAUGUUGUGCUUGAUAUGGACCUUUUUCUACAUCUCCAAUAAGCAACUUUGUUUUUUCUUUUUUUUAUAACACUUGAAUGAACAAAACUCAUUUAAUCAUGAACAAACAAAUUCUGAAUGAGUACAAGAUAAGAAACAAAAGAGACUGAGUGAGUAGGAAAAUGCAGCAUUGCAGGGUGGCAGACCAUAUCUGUUAGUACCCUUCGCUGACCAUGUGGUCUUGGUCAGCUGCUUGAAAUGACUGUGUGGCGUUUGAUUUUACUGUAGAAAUGCAUGCAAACAAAAGUCUUGAGCGUUGGAUAUUGUUCCCCUUGAAGGAUUUGUCUGUUCCAGGUUAUUCAGCAAACAGUGCUGUCAAUUACCUCCCAUUGAUUACAAGAGAGAGCCUCUCACCAGCGUUUUGGUUCUGUCCCUGUUUGUCCUCAAUGUACGUCCUCAGUGUAAUGUUGCUCUCUUGAUACCUCUGUGUGUUUCUCCUCUGCCCAUCACCAUCAGUUGCCUGUUGUAGUGACUCCAUGGUGCUGCUUCCCCUCUCAGCGCCAUUAUAAUCCAAUCUGUAAAUAACUCUCGACUCAGCUAUGGCCAGUACAUUCUCCAAUGACCUCACUCUAACCUUCAGGUGUUUUUUUUUGUUUUAUCUUUUUUCUCUCAGCAAACCAAAAUCACUACAUUCAAGUAUUACAGUUGUACAGUUCCUUGGAUUCUACACACAUCUAAUGUGCUGGUCUUAGCUGCUCUGCUGUACCUUUUUAUGGCAUUAUUUUUUACAUGUUAGACAAUAUAUUGUGACCAUGUCCUAUGCAAAUAUGAAAAAUAACAGAUUGUUGAAUAAUGUAUGUUGUCAUAACUUGUAUGCAUGACAUAGUGAAGUUUACAUUUGGAAAUAAAUUCAUAAAAUAAGCA
Molecule: messenger RNA, 7550 nt
Organism: Scomber scombrus (Atlantic mackerel)
Lineage: Eukaryota; Metazoa; Chordata; Actinopteri; Scombriformes; Scombridae
Gene: klf13
Product: Kruppel like factor 13
Exons: 2
Coding region: 338-1093 (251 amino acids)
Biological process (GO): regulation of transcription by RNA polymerase II
Molecular function (GO): RNA polymerase II cis-regulatory region sequence-specific DNA binding; DNA-binding transcription factor activity, RNA polymerase II-specific
Source: RefSeq, a predicted model, not a curated record